AUGUCAACCAGCUUUGUCAUCACUCCUAGCUCCGCCAAGUUCAACGUCGCUCUGAAACCAGAAUCCGCAUCGCCUCCAAGUCUCACGCAGACCAGCAGUCCCUCGUCCAGCGACUCGACUGGUGACGACGAGAUCUCGGCCAAGAGCACCGCACGCUUUGGCGCGUCUUCUCAUCGUCGCGCAGCUGACGCUUCAAAUCCUGCCGCCGCGCUUCAGUCUAAUCCUGCCGCCACCGCUUCCGACUUUUCGCCCAGCGUCUGGGGCGAAUACCCUCAGUCCAUCAUUGACGAUAUCGACGCUGGCACGAUCAAAUCAAAGUCAGGCUUUGAAGUGAUGAACUUUGCAAGCUGGGACAACAGUCUCACAAACCUCGGCACGAAAAGCGACGCCGACCUCUCUAUGGAGAUGGACUCCACCUCGAGCACUGACUACGGCUUCUCGCCUCAGUCGGUCCAGUCUCCCGUCUCUUCUCACAACGCCAUGCAUAGUCUGACCAGCACCUCGCGAGCCAUGACUCACGACAGCCCUGAAGGCUCUGAUCGUAAGACUGGUUCUGCGCCUGGUCACCCCGCAGCCGCCGCGAGCACCUCCAGUUUUGCCGGUAGCGGCGAAGACUCUGACGCUCACGUUGCAUGGACCGGCAAAAUCUCUGACAACGACGAAGCCAUGUUUGACUCGUUCGUCCAAGCAGGCUCCUUCGGCUCGCCCGCCGUCAAGUCGGAUCCGUUCCCAGCAAACGGUACCAGCGGCCACCCUUUCACCGCGAUGAACGUCCCCGCCUCGUCGGUCUCCGCCAUGAUGCCACCAUCAGCACCGAUGAGGGUGCCACAUUCUCGUGCACCCCAUACCAACGGCAACAGCAACGGCAACGCCAGCCCCAGCGCCUCGUCAUCGCGCCGCAACUCGGGCGAGUCAUCCGAACCUAAGAAGCUGCCAGGUUCGUCCUCAGCUGCAGCACGACGAACGGGCUCGCAGACAGCCGUUCACAGCAACAACCUCGACGCCGACCUCGGCUACUCUGCUUUCGAAGUCGUCCGUCCUAACCGCGAGGGGCUCAAGGACCUCCAAGUCCACAUUAAUGGCGUUCCCAUGCAUGGCGCAAAGUCUCGUGUCGAGACCCAGAUCCGAAUGAGGAUCGAGCUAGUUCGCCCCAAGGCGAAUUCCGCUGGCGGCUGGGAACGCAUUGGCUCUUUCACACACAUCAAGCUACCUCCGCUCAGUGGCACCAAGCGCAAGUCGAAGAAGUACCAAAAGUCAGAUGUGCCUCCCGAAAAGACGCUCUUUGUCGAUGCCACCGUCGUCAAUGCCACUCCUCCCCACGAUCGCGUCCACGUCUGCAAAGGCUGUCGUCAGAGGGAGCGUAAACGCGCCCAUCGCAAGAAGGAUCCCAAGACGCCUCUUGAAAAUCGACCCACUGAAGAAGAGAUGAAGACCCUUGGCAUCGACCCAUCUUCGAUCGACGCUGUCGAGAGGACGCAGGCCCGCAUGGAGGAAGAGGAGAAAAAGCGCGUCGUUCUUUUCAACUGCGGCGACUUUGUUGACUUUGAGGAGGGAGAGGCGGUACUUCCCACCCGCAUCACCUGCUACUGUCGUCACCACAAGGAAAAGGUUGGCUUCUGCGUCAUUUUUACCAUGCGCGAUUGGCAAGGUCGGCUCAUCGCCACCGGCUCCACCCCACCUAUCAUGAUCACUGAUGACCACAAGUCGAUGGGUCAGGCUGCCCACGCCGCACAGGCUGCUGCCUCCGCCGCAGCUUCGCCUUCUGCGCCGCCCUCGCUUGGCAUUAUCAAACAGGUAAACGGCUCAAGUCCCAGAAACUCGAAUUCCAACCCGUCUCAGUCGCAAGAGGAACUGGCCAGUACCGCUACCUCGACGAGUGGCAGCGCCACUCCCAACGGCAGCAUCAACCCGGAUGCGCCUGUCAAGCACAAGAAGGAGCGCUCCAAGCCCUACGACGGCAACCGACGCCGUCGCAAUACAUCUGGUAAGGAUCUCAACAUGACGCCGUACUCUGGCACUGGUCAGAACACGCCCUCGGUGACCGCCACUUCGCCUGCCCCAACUGCCAGCAACGCUGCUGAUUUCAGCUCCUCAGACUUCUGGAAUGCCUUCGCUACUGCCGGCACAGCUCUGAACGGCCUUGGGCGUAGCAAUAGCACCAGCACUGGUACUAAGACGCCGGGCGAGGCCUCAAGCGUUGGUGGAUCCCCUGCUCCUGUCCUCCAACAGCAAGCGUUACAGCUGCCGCACCUGUCGCAACCGAUGCCGUCGCAGAUGCAAGCUCAGCUUGCUCAGCUUUCUCAAGGCUCACUGUCACCCACCACCCUCCAGACCAACCUAGCCAGCCUGCCUAACUUGGAUCUCGAGCAAUUCUUCCGCAAUGCUCAAGCAGGCGUUUCGAGCGGCGUCGACUUUGCUCAAUUGAUGGCCAUGGCCGCUGCUGCUGCCCUGCCUCCUCAUCUCCGACCCAAUGCUGGCUCAGCUGUUACCACCCCAGGCUUUGCACAAGCUCCGCCUUCCGGUCCCAAUCACAGCAUAGAGCAAGUGCCUCAGCCCAAGAUUUCGAAGCUCAUCCCAGGCGAGGGCCCUACCAGUGGCGGUAUCGAGGUCACGGUGCUUGGAGAAAACUUUACCGAGGGCAUCACUUGCGUCUUCGGAGACGUACCGGCGGCCAACACUAAGAUUUGGGCCAGUAACACGCUUGUGUGUCUGUUACCGCCGAGCUCGAGCGCCGGCCCGGUCGUUGUCAGCGUCAAGACCCCUGGACAGGUGACCCAGCCACCUCCGAUCAACGGUCCUCUGCAACUGUUUACCUACAUUGAUACCACCGACCGUGCGCUUAUGGAACUAGCACUACAGGUUGUCGGCCUUCAGAUGACUGGGCAGAUGCGCUCAGCGCGAGAGGUUGCCAUGCGCGUCGUUGGUUCUGGCGGCGGCCAACAGCCCGGCGGUGUGCCUCCUGCCUUCAACGCUGGAUGCGCUAACGGCGGCGUCAGCCAUGCUGAUGCUCGCGAAGCCAUCGCUGGACUAUUUACCAGCAGCUCUCAGAGCUUCAACUUCCAAGAUACGCUGGUGCAGUUCCUCUCUCUUCUUGAUGCCGACGUCAGCGACAUCGAGCACGCAGAGCCACGGGCCGACGCGAUACGACUGGCCAACAAACAGGGUCACACCCUUCUUCACCUGGCUACCCUCAUGGGAUUCCAUCGUCUAGUGCAGGCUCUGAUUAGCCGAGGCUGUCCGCUUGAUGCGCGCGAUCGUAAUGGAGUUACUGCGCUUCACUUCGCCGCUAUUCAGGGUCGCGUCACCAUCGCGCGCAUGCUGCUUCGUGCCGGUGCUCGAGACGACGUCGCCGAUGUCAACGGCCUCUAUGCCAUUGAUCUGGCUCGCAACCAUGACCAGGUAGACGUGGAGAUGAUGCUCGACAACACAGCCCGUACCGGACAUUGGCAGACGCGCCGACUCACUUCUCAUGCCGCCACGAGUCUCUUCUACAACGAUGACGCCGAGGACAUUGUCUCGGACGAGCUCAGCAGCGAGCCAAGCCAUUCUGAUGUUGACGACGACAACGUCAGCACCAGUUUUGACGAGUACAGCGAUGACAGCGCCUCCGUCAGUGGCGACAACGCGGACGACAACGAUUGCCGCUCCGUGUCAUCAGAGGCAGCUGACGAUCUCGAAGCACGCGAGGCUUUGUCGGAGCUUCCGGUGCCGAUCAUCGACGAGAAGGCUUCUUUCAAAGCUGCCGAUGCUCGUCUCACCGAGGAGGCUAUCAAGCUACCUGACGUGAAAACGAUCUCAUCGAAGGAGGAGGUACUCCACAACUCUGCCAACAACAAAUCCUGGUUGACAAAGGCUGGUGAUACGGGCGUUGACUGGAUGAAUCGAGCGUUCCUCCCUCAUACUGUGGCUCACAAGUUUGCUCAACUCCACAUGCCAGCUAUGCCAGCUAUGCCAGCUAUGCCUGCGAUUCCGGUCUUUCAUCUCGCUCUGCCCGCUCCCGGUUUCAUGCCGUGGUCGGGCUCUCUGCGCGCUGACCAUGCAAGCGAACAGUCUGCUGACGUGAAGGACGCCAGUACCGACAAGGGCAAGGCUCGUCUCGGCGAGGCACCGGUCGAGCAAGGCUGGGAGCAAGACGAGCGAGGUCGCCUUCUCACUUUGUGGAAGAACAUUGUCGAGGAGGGCGCCUGGGGUUUCAACCCAUUGUACUCCCCUCCCCCCACGUACGAAUCGGUUGCUGCAGCCGAAGGACAAACCCACAAAACUCCCUCUGCGGCCAAGCCCAUCUCGUCAUCCUCCGCUGCCGCUACUGAUUCACCCUCCGAAUCCAGUACACCUACUGCUGGUCCUUCGCGCAGGCCUUCGGCAAGACGACGUUCAGCCCAUGUCAUCAGCGAGAGUCCUUCCGUCUCUGCAUCAACAUCGUCAUCGGCGCAAACAUCAAAAUCGACUUCGUCGCUCCACGCCUCCGGCAAGGGCAAGACACUCGCUCAUGGCUCCACCUCGGCCGUUGCACGCCGUCGCAAAGGUCAGCUACAGCUUCGUGACGAUGCGAUGCUAGUGUGGUUCUGGAUCCCGGUGCUGCUCAUUGCCGCCAUUGUCCUACUUUUCUCCAAGAGCUCGAGUAUUUUCAGCUACGCCGACCUAUUGAGCUACCUGGAUCUCCCGGCUGUCGGCAGACGUUAA
This is a messenger RNA of Mycosarcoma maydis (corn smut), 4683 nucleotides long. RefSeq lists its product as uncharacterized. Lineage: Eukaryota; Fungi; Basidiomycota; Ustilaginomycetes; Ustilaginales. Gene Ontology annotation, molecular function: protein binding. The transcript has a single exon. The record is from RefSeq and is a predicted model, not a curated record. Bases 1 to 4683 code for a protein of 1560 amino acids.